Cladophialophora psammophila CBS 110553 is the source of this 2277-nucleotide messenger RNA. RefSeq names its product origin recognition complex subunit 1. Gene Ontology annotation, molecular function: ATP hydrolysis activity; DNA replication origin binding; ATP binding. Lineage: Eukaryota; Fungi; Ascomycota; Eurotiomycetes; Chaetothyriales; Herpotrichiellaceae. The record is from RefSeq and is a predicted model, not a curated record. Gene Ontology annotation, cellular component: nuclear origin of replication recognition complex. The coding region runs from base 1 to 2277 and encodes 758 amino acids. Gene Ontology annotation, biological process: mitotic DNA replication checkpoint signaling; DNA replication initiation. The transcript has a single exon.
AUGCCUAAGCAGAAGAGAUACUCAACCACAGGGGGCCUCCGACGCGAAGAUUCCGACGAUGAACUCGGAUAUGAAGAUCAUCCCUGGCAAUGGAUUUAUGAAGAUGAAGACCAGAGUGAGCCCCAGGGCGACGAGACAAUAUCCUCAAGGAAGCGGAAAGCGAAUGCUCUUAAUCCGAAAAGGACAGCCAUAGUUGGAGCGCGGAUGGGUGCCUUCUCGGUGCGGAUAGGGGACUCGGUGUUGCUGAAGUCUCCCGAGCAAGGCAAGGAUUGGGUCGGACUUGCGUGCUCGUUCUCAGAAACCAACGAAGACGGGGAUGACGAGAUGUGUGUCUGCAUCCAAUGGUUCUGCACACCGGAAGAGUUGAUGUUCGGAAAACGCUCCAAAAUUUCGGGCGAUGUCUUGCCCAACGAAUCCUACAUCACCGCAGACUUCAACAUGAACCCCUUGACUGCUAUCAAUGGAAAGGCAACGGUCCUGUCAAAGGAGGCCUUCUUCCAGAAAUAUCCCGGCGGGGACCCACCGAAGUCCAAGUCGGCUGCUAAUCGAUAUGCUAAGACCAUUCUGUGUCGGCGAGGGGUCAAACAGAGAACCGUACGGUUCACCGAGGAUUUCGUGUGGGAAGAGAUCUACAGAGGUCCCGAAGAUCUCUUGGACCUGAUUGACUGGAUCAAAGAGCAGACGAAGAGUCGGAAGAAGCAAACUCUGAAAUCGGAGGACGUUGAAUAUGUCCAUCAAAAAGAGGAAAUCGACGAUGAGCCCCGAACGCCUCACAAGAGAAGGAAGACGACCGCAACAAUUUCGACCCCAAAGUCCUCGGUAAAGGCUUCCAAAUACAGCACGCCGACUCACAAGCGGAUCAUGAUCAAGAAGCCUAUUGAAAUCACCCCCUUAGGAACUCGAGUGCGUUCUCCUUCGCAGUAUAUGUCGACGCCUUAUUCGCACGCACGCGCAACCCUCCAUGUUUCUGCCGUUCCGACAUCCCUCCCCUGCCGCUCCAAAGAAUUUCACACCGUCUAUUCUCAUCUCUACUCCGCCAUUGUGGACGGCUCCGGCGCAUGCAUCUACAUCUCGGGGACACCAGGUACCGGGAAGACCGCCACAGUCCGGGAAGUGGUCGCAUCUCUCCACGAGGCAGUCUCGAACGAAGAACUCGACGACUUCAACUUUGUCGAAAUCAACGGUAUGAAAGUCACAGAACCGCAUCAAUCGUACUCACUCCUGUGGGAGGCGCUUAAGGGCGACCGAGUCAGUCCGCAUCAUGCUUUGAGCCUUCUAGAGCAAGAAUUCUCGCAUCCCUCGCCACGCCGCAUUCCCUGCGUCGUGCUCAUGGAUGAGCUUGAUCAGCUUGUGACAAAAAAUCAAAGUGUCAUGUACAACUUCUUCAACUGGCCGGCCAUGCGGCAUUCUAGACUGAUCGUCCUGGCGGUUGCCAACACCAUGGACUUACCAGAGCGGACGCUGUCCAACAAAAUUAGCUCGAGACUUGGGCUGACGAGGAUAACGUUUCCGGGCUACACACAUACACAACUAAUGGAGAUCAUAUCCUCGAGGCUAGAAGGGGUCCCCGGCAACAUCGUCGACAAAGACGCUGUACAAUUCGCGAGCCGGAAAGUCGCAGCCGUGUCCGGCGAUGCCAGACGGGCGCUCGACAUCUGCCGUCGAGCGGUGGAAAUCGCAGAGCAAUCUCAGGAAAAGCAGAGCGCGUCGAUUGUGGAUGCCGGCAACGGCGACGACACCCCAGCAACCACACCUACUCGUAGAGGCAGGCACAUUGCGAAGGACAAGGGCAACGGCGCUGGAGAGGAAGAAGAGCCUCCGAAACGACUAGCAAGGGUGACGAUCGCGACGAUCAAACAAGCCAUUAACGAAGCCACGUCCUCUCCAGUUGCGCAGCACCUGCGAUCCUUACCGCUCGCCGCAAAACUCCUCCUUGCGGCGAUAUCUGCACGCAGUCGACGCACGGGCAUCGCAGAGUCCACGAUGGGGGACAUCGUCGUCGAAGCGAAGCGGAUAGCUGAUGUCGCCGAAAAUAAUACGAUCCAUGACUUCCUGCUUGCGGACGACGGCGUAUCUGGAAAGAACGCUUCUGUCUCCGUCAUGCCCCGGAUUCUUGCCUUGGGAGGGGCAGCAAUGGCGCUGGUAGAGGCGGGCGUGAUCGCUAUGGAAUUGAGGAGUAGAGGUGAAAGAGCAGGAAAGGUCAGAUUGCGAGUAGGAGAGGAAGAAGUCAAAAGCGCCCUGAUGGGAGAUCCUGACGUCAAGGGACUGGGAUUUUAA